Messenger RNA from Bactrocera oleae (olive fruit fly), 1548 nucleotides. The record is from RefSeq and is a predicted model, not a curated record. NCBI's taxonomy places the organism in Eukaryota, Metazoa, Arthropoda, Insecta, Diptera, Tephritidae.
GACAAUGUUAUUCGAACGUGUCUCGGAAAAAAAAUAAUUUGGUGGUAACGUCGAGAGGGUUUUUCGAAAUUUAAAUUUUUCAUUUUUUUGGAACAAUUUGAAGGAAAAAACGCGAUUUUUUGCGAAAAACUUUAAUUGUAAUAUAAAAACUGUUUGCCUCCAUCGUUACUCGUAAAUUAUGUACAGAAAGAGUGUAAAAUUUCGAAACGUUCGGUGCAGUAGUUUGGAAGUUAUGAGGUGCACCGACUUUGAAAACACGAGUUUUGGGAAAAACGUUUUUAAAGUUUUAAAAUCUGAUCUAAAACUCCAACUGACAUAAAAUUUAAAAACUACAUUCUUGAGAUAUUAUGCAUCACAUAAAUUUUUAAACCCUACUCUCACCUUAAUGUUACCGCAUUGGUUAUUAUUCUAUAGAACCCACCGCUAAUUUAGUUUUGCAGAACGCAUCAGCUACGAUGGCCAAGUGCACUGGCAAACUUCCUAAUCCACUAAAUAUUGACUCUGUGGACAUAGUUAAUCAAACUUAUCCACCAUUUGCAAUAUGGGGCUUUCAGGAGGAACCAAAAACUGCUGAACUUAUAAAUAAUGGAUACACCAUUUUUAUUCGGCUAACAUAUGUCGAUGAUCAUCCAGCUAUAUCGGGAGGACCGCUAAAUGAGAAAUUUAUUUACGAACAAUUAUAUUUUCACUGGAUGGGCAAUGACACAUUUGAUAGUGAGGAUCGCACCAGUACUGCCUUUUUUCCAGCUGAGUUGCAUAUGGUUUUCAGAAAUGGCAAAUACCCAACACUCGCCAAAGCAGCGAAGGAAAGUAACGGUGUGGCAGUUUUAGCCUAUAAUUAUAUGGUGACGAAAUCGAGCAGCUUUCUUUAUGAUCCCUUGAUGGAGAUAAUAGAGAAUGUUGUCAGACCAGGUGCGGUCGCCAAGUUCCGCAGUCCAGUAAAGUUGUGGGGCUUUAUUACUUCUGAAAUCAAUCACUAUUAUACUUAUACCGGUUCAUUGACAACGCCACCAUGCAGUGAAGAUGUUAUAUGGAUUGAUUUCAAAUACCCAAUUUAUAUUUCUGAAAAACAGAUCGAGCUUUUUCGAAAAAUCUAUACGGUUGAUAAGACACCAAUGAUCUACAGUUAUCGUCCUUUGUUGCCGUUUAAUAAUAGCACCGUCUUUUCUGCGAUUUCAUUGAUGGACCCAGACGACGAGUACACAGAGUAUCACAGUGCCGUACCUUUUGUAGAUAGGUUGGUUGGUGGCGCAGCAAUGUGGAAGCCUGUUGAAAUCAACAUUUUGUUCGGAGUGUUUUCAUCAAUUUUCAUGACGACUUGGAUCGCAACUACUAGGCAGACCAUGGCUUAAGCAAAGAAAAAUGUUACGAGUACGAGCAUUUUAAUGCGUUUUUAUUCCUUACAGUGCAUAGCAAAAUAACGGUCAUUGCCGACCGAAUGCAAAGCUUAACAAAGUAUUUUUAUUAAUAACAAGGCAAAUAUUUUGUAAACAAUUCUUUGACACAAGUUUAUUAUUAGUCAUUAAAAUUCAAACUUACAUCAACAUA